Molecule: messenger RNA, 1467 nt
Organism: Talaromyces rugulosus
Lineage: Eukaryota; Fungi; Ascomycota; Eurotiomycetes; Eurotiales; Trichocomaceae
Exons: 1
Coding region: 1-1467 (488 amino acids)
Biological process (GO): molybdate ion transport
Molecular function (GO): molybdate ion transmembrane transporter activity
Source: RefSeq, a predicted model, not a curated record
AUGGCUGGGUCACUGGGCCGGGAUGCAAUGCCCCGCACGCCAGCCCGUUAUGUCAUCCGUGGGGAGCGUGAACAACAACUUCAUCUUCACGACAUCUAUCUGUUUCCAGUCUUGGACCGUGGAACUUCGUCGACCUCCUCCGGCAUGUCUGCCCUCGGCUCAUUCCGCGACAUCUCGGCUCGCAACCUGCGGGUUUUUAGAGAACAGCCGCUGGCCGAGCUCUCGGGCUCGCUGGGCGACCUGGGCACGUUUCUGCCUAUUACUAUCGCGCUCGCCAUCAAUGGCACCGUGUCGCUAUCCAGCACUUUGGUCUUUUCCGGCAUUGCUAACAUCCUGACCGGCCUGUUUUUUGGUAUUCCGCUGCCAGUGCAGCCGAUGAAAGCCAUCGGUGCCGUCGCAAUCGCCAAUGUCUUCACCAACGGAGAGAUCGCUGCCGCUGGCAUCUUUGUGGCUGCUUGCAUUUUUGUCUUCAGUGCGACCGGCCUGCUGCGUUGGUUCUCAGCCGUUGUGCCUAUCCCCGUCGUCAAGGGCAUCCAGGUCGGUGCUGGUCUGUCCCUGAUCAUUUCCGCGGGGACGUCCAUACUCGCCAACCUGGGCUGGGUCGGUCCAUCGUGGGCAGACAACCGGAUUUGGGCCGUAGUGGCCUUUCUCUUCUUGCUAGUCACUAAUCACUACCGAAACCUGCCGUACGCUUUGAUUGUGUUGUUUGUCGGACUCGUGUUUGCCAUCAUCCUUGCCGCACAACAGGCGGAUUUGCCCGCUUUCCGGCCAUGGAUCCCCAAAACGACAGUCCCAGUCGGUAGCGACUGGCGCGUUGGAAUCGUUGAGGCCGGCAUUGGCCAGCUACCACUAACAACACUGAACUCGGUCAUUGCAGUCGUCCACCUCGCCAACGAUCUGCUGCCGGACGUUGAAACGCCAUCCAUAACCUCCGUGGGCAUCAGCGUCGCAUUGAUGAACCUGGUAAGUUGCUGGCUCGGCGCCAUGCCAGUCUGCCACGGAUCUGGCGGGCUCGCAGCCCAGUUCCGGUUCGGCGCGCGCUCGGGAUCCAGCAUCAUCUUUCUAGGCGUGCUGAAGCUGCUGAUCGGGCUGUUCUUCGGUAAUACCUUGGUCGGCUUGUUGCAGCGGUUCCCGUUUGCGCUCUUGGGGAUCAUGGUGAUUGCGGCCGGGUUGGAAUUGGCAAGUGUAGGAGAAAGCCUGAACACGACGGGCGCGCGAGAUUUGGGUAAAACCCGUCCUGGAUUGCUGGGAGAAAGCGGGCAGGAAAUUGGGCCGGUGUUGACCGAGGAAGAACGUAAGAAACGAUAUACGGUUAUGUUGGUCACCAUCGGCUUCCUCGUCGGGUUUAAGAACGAUGCCAUUGGGUUUAUCGCGGGCGUCCUGUGCCAUUUCAGUUUCAAGUUGCCAGAGAUCGUGUAUCAGCUUGGCGAGAGGAGGCGGCAAGGCCGUAUCCAGUUAACGGAGUGA